Suillus plorans is the source of this 372-nucleotide messenger RNA. RefSeq lists its product as uncharacterized. The transcript has a single exon. The record is from RefSeq and is a predicted model, not a curated record. NCBI's taxonomy places the organism in Eukaryota, Fungi, Basidiomycota, Agaricomycetes, Boletales, Suillaceae. The coding region runs from base 1 to 372 and encodes 123 amino acids.
AUGCCACACGCCACACCACACCACACCACACCAUCCUCUUCAUUCCUGCUACCCAGUAUCCGGGCACCCGUGCUCCCAACAUCUUCCUCUAUACCUGCCCGCCACACGCCACACGCCACGCCAUCCUCCUCAUUCCCACUACCCAGUAUCUGGGCACCCGCACUCCCAACAUCUUCCUUUAUACCUGCCCGCCACACGCCACACGCCACACGCCACACGCCACACGCCACACGCCACACGCCACACGCCACACGCCACACGCCACACGCCACACGCCACACGCCACACGCCACACGCCACACGCCACACGCCACACGCCACACGCCAUCCUCUUCAUUCCCGCUACCCAGUAUCCGACAUGCCACGCUGUAG